AUUUUUUGAGUUGGCGGUCCUGGAGAUUAGUUUUGAUAAAAACCAAAAAGUCCCUAGACUUUCUUCCUGUGACUUGAUUUGUAACGUGAACGUUAGCAAGUCUUGAGAUACAAUGGCCAAGUCAAAGAACCAUACCAAUCACAAUCAAAACCGCAAAGAUCACCGCAAUGGUAUCAAGAAGCCAAAGCGCAGGCUACACGAAUCCACCUUGGGUAUGGAUGCUAAAUUCUUGAAGAACCAAAGAUUCUCCAAGAGGCACAACCUGAACACCAAACAGCAACUCAAACGGGCUGCCGAAAGGAAAGCAGAAAGAGAAGCUAAGAAAUAGGUGUAAAUUUGAUAAUUAAAAUUUUAUAAAAAUAA
Molecule: messenger RNA, 363 nt
Organism: Aethina tumida (small hive beetle)
Lineage: Eukaryota; Metazoa; Arthropoda; Insecta; Coleoptera; Nitidulidae
Gene: RpL29
Product: 60S ribosomal protein L29
Exons: 4
Coding region: 113-328 (71 amino acids)
Biological process (GO): cytoplasmic translation
Cellular component (GO): cytosolic large ribosomal subunit; ribosome
Molecular function (GO): structural constituent of ribosome
Source: RefSeq, a predicted model, not a curated record